AUGGCUGGAAAGGCCCCUCACGGGAUCCAGGUGACCCUGAGGCCCCGGGGGCCCCCCGGGCUUAUCCUCGUGUGCCUUUUUGCUGCAGCUGCUGCUGCUGCCUCUCUUUGCCUGUCUCUCCCAAGGCCCCCAGAGGCUGCCGGCUGGCUCUGCUUCGCAGCCAGCCCCCAGGGGCCCCUGAAGGGGCCCCCCAGAGGCCCGCUCGGGGGCCCCUGGGGGGGCCCCCUCAAGGGACUUUUCCUGGUGCCCCCUCCUCGUCUCUUCACCUUCUGCGCUGCCUCCUGCGGGGGCUUGAGAGAGGAGAAGGGGCCCCCGGGGCCCAGGGGGGCCCAGGGGGCCCCAGGGGCCCCAGGGGCCCCGGCCCCACGGGCCCCAGGGGCCCCCGGGGCCCCGGGGCCCCCGAAAGGUGGUGGGGGCAAAGAGUUGAGCCUGAGGGACUUGGGGUCUAACAAAUGGCUGGCGCAGCAGCUGCACGAGUACGUGCAGGCCAAGGAGGCUGCAGAGAGGCGGGUGAGCAGCAGCAGCAGCAGCAGCAGCAGCAGCAGAGAGGGGGAGAAGGGGCGGAGAGACAAAAAAAAGAGAAAAAGGAAUUGA
Molecule: messenger RNA, 594 nt
Organism: Eimeria tenella
Lineage: Eukaryota; Apicomplexa; Conoidasida; Eucoccidiorida; Eimeriidae
Exons: 1
Coding region: 1-594 (197 amino acids)
Source: RefSeq, a predicted model, not a curated record